Scomber japonicus (chub mackerel) is the source of this 904-nucleotide messenger RNA. It is a transcript of the gene sinhcafl, whose product is annotated as SIN3-HDAC complex associated factor, like. Gene Ontology annotation, biological process: negative regulation of cell migration. NCBI's taxonomy places the organism in Eukaryota, Metazoa, Chordata, Actinopteri, Scombriformes, Scombridae. The transcript has 5 exons. The coding region runs from base 49 to 546 and encodes 165 amino acids. The record is from RefSeq and is a predicted model, not a curated record.
GAAGAUUCAAAGUUUUUGUUCAGUUUUUUGCUUUAACUCUGACCGACUAUGUUUGGCUUUCACAAGUCAAAGAUCUACCGGAGUAACGACGGCUGCUGCAUCUGCAAGACCAAGUCCUCCAGUUCACGCUUCACAGACAGCAGUCGAUAUGAAGAAACAUUCAGGCUCUGCUUUGGGUUGUCAGAGGAUCGUGUUGGAGACAUCUGCAACGCCUGUGUGUUACUGGUGAAGAGGUGGAAGAAGCUGCCUAAUGGCUCCAAGAAGAACUGGAACCAUGUGGUGGAUGCCAGAGCUGGACCGGGCUUCAAGGUGACAAAACCCAAGAAGAUCAAGAACAGUGAUGGGAAGAAGAAAAGCAAGCUAAAGAAGCUUCACAAGUUAAAGAGACUAAACUCAGAUGCCCACAGUACGACCUCCAGUGUGUCUCCUGCCCAGUCACCCAGCUACAGCAACCAAUCAGAUGACGGCUCAGACAUCGAGUCCAAACAGAGACGCUCAACUCCGUCUAUCUUCUCUUUCUUGGACCGUUCCUACUGGAAAAGGUAAGUAAACUUAAUUUAUUCUUAUUAGACGACAUGAUGGGACAAGUUUAAACUGAUUAAUCUUCUUCAUAUGUUAAAUAACUUUGAUAUUUUCUGUAGGCAAAAGGUGUGCUGCGGAAUUGUUUACAAGGGGCGAUUUGGAGAGGUGAUCAUCGACCCUCGACUUUUCAAGCCCUGCUGCAGCUCCAGAAAACAGAGCACACUGGCAUCAACGCAAGUGGCCACACACCUUCCAGACACACUUCCUCCACAGCUCCCCGAAGACAUUAAAGAAACCUGGUGAUUGCUUUUGUUGAAUCCUUCUGUCGGGUUAUCCAUGGCAUUCACCUGGAUUUGUCUCCAGUGGCAGACUCCCUAUUUUC